AUGUUGAGAUCGUUUAAACCAACUUCUGUGCAACAAAAGUUUGCUCAAUUUGUUAGAUUUGCAUCCACCAAGAAAUAUGACGUUGUUGUUAUUGGUGGUGGUCCAGGUGGAUACGUUGCUGCUAUCAAAGCAGCGCAAUUAGGUUUGGACACUGCCUGUAUUGAAAAAAGAGGUGCCUUGGGUGGUACUUGUUUGAAUGUUGGUUGUAUCCCAUCCAAAUCAUUAUUGAACAAUACUCACUUGUUGCAUCAAGUUCAACACGAAGCAAAAGAAAGAGGUAUUGCCAUUGAUGGUACCGUGGGUGUAGAUUUUGCCAAGUUGAUGGCAGCCAAAGAAAAAUCCGUUAAGCAAUUGACUGGUGGUGUCGAAUCCUUGUUCAAAAAGAAUAAAGUCGAGUAUUUGAAAGGAACCGGAUCAUUUGUGGAUGACAAAACUGUCAAGGUUCAACCAAUUGAUGAAAACGCAGAGCCAAUUGAAGUUCAGGCAGACAAUUUCAUUGUUGCCACUGGUUCAGAACCAACUCCAUUCCCAGGUAUCGAAGUUGAUGAGGAAAGAAUUGUUACAUCUACUGGUAUCUUAUCAUUGAAAGAGAUCCCAAAGAGAUUAGCAAUCAUUGGUGGUGGUAUUAUUGGUUUGGAAAUGGCUUCUGUGUACUCCAGAUUGGGAUCCAAGGUCACCGUUAUUGAAUUCUUACCAGCCAUUGGAGCUGGUAUGGAUGCCGAAGUUGCCAAGACAACUCAAAAAUUGUUAUCCAAACAAGGUUUGGACUUCAAACUAGGCACCAAGGUCACAAAAGGUGAAAGGGAUGGCGAUGUUGUCAAGAUUGAAGUUGAAGAUGCCAAGUCUGGUAAAAAGGAGGACAUUGAGGCUGAUGUUUUGUUAGUGGCCAUUGGUAGAAGACCAUACACUGAAGGAUUAAACUUGGAAGCUGCUGGUUUGGAAAAAGAUAACAAAGGCAGAUUAAUCAUUGAUGAUCAAUUCAAGACCCAAAAGGACAACAUUAGAGUUAUUGGAGAUGUCACAUUUGGUCCUAUGUUGGCCCACAAGGCCGAAGAAGAAGGUAUUGCCGCAGCAGAAAUCAUCAAAAACGGCCACGGCCAUGUCAACUACGCCAAUAUCCCAUCCGUUAUGUACACACACCCAGAAGUUGCAUGGGUUGGAUUGAACGAACAACAAUUGAAAGAUCAAGGAAUCAAGUACACUGUUGGUAAGUUCCCAUUCAUUGCCAACUCCAGAGCUAAAACCAACUUGGACACAGAUGGUUUUGUUAAGAUCCUUGCUGAUGCUGAAACUCAAAGGGUUUUGGGUGCUCAUAUUAUUGGACCAAAUGCCGGUGAAAUGAUUGCUGAAGCUGGUUUGGCAUUGGAAUACGGUGCUUCGGCUGAAGAUAUCGCAAGAACCUGUCAUGCCCACCCUACAUUAUCUGAAGCUUUCAAAGAAGCUGCAUUGGCUGCUUAUGACAAACCAAUCAAUUUCUAA
Messenger RNA from Lodderomyces parapsilosis, 1479 nucleotides. It is a transcript of the gene LPD1, whose product is annotated as dihydrolipoyl dehydrogenase. Bases 1 to 1479 code for a protein of 492 amino acids. The record is from RefSeq and is a predicted model, not a curated record. The transcript has a single exon. Gene Ontology annotation, molecular function: dihydrolipoyl dehydrogenase (NADH) activity; flavin adenine dinucleotide binding. NCBI's taxonomy places the organism in Eukaryota, Fungi, Ascomycota, Pichiomycetes, Serinales, Debaryomycetaceae. Gene Ontology annotation, cellular component: oxoglutarate dehydrogenase complex; mitochondrion.